AUGUCAGGUUCAGUAUUGGCUGUAUGCAGUUAUGGUGGAGUGUUAGUAAGAGAUACUGAUGGAACAUAUAUGAAGGAGGGAGGUGAAUCUAUUGCAAUUCGUAUGGAUGGAACAAUGAAUUUCACCCAGUUCUUGGAGAAGGUUUGUUCAUCAUGGAAUUUCAACCCUGAUGGUGUUUUAUUGAAGUGGUUAGUGCCUGGGAGUAGAUGUGCUCCUAUUAGCCUUAAGGGAGACUUAGACCUCCAAAAUAUGUUGGAUUUUAACAGUCGUAGUGCCAUAGUGGAUGUAAUUGUGUCAAUGGAUGAUGGCUCUAUCGGAAGUGAUCACUAUGGGGCUAGUCUCAGCAUAUGGAUGACGGGAAUGUUGAUGAGACUUGUGACAUGGUUAUUGCAUGUUCAAGUGAGACACCUGUCACCUGUGGACAAAGUACUAACCAUAUUUUGGGAGAAAGCAAUAGAGGGUGUGGGACAGAUGUUUAAGUCAGCAACUGACUUUCGACAAUCGGUUGCUCAAUUUGCUAUUGCAAAUGGUUUCCGUUAUUUGACAAAACGGAGUGAUAAAGCGAGGGUUAUUGUUGAGUGUGCAGUUGAGGGAUGUUAUUGGUCAAUUAGGGCAAGUCAUGUCAAGCCGAGUGGAAUGUUUAGGAUUCAUAAGUACCAAGGUGUACACCAACAUCCACCUAGAUCUCAGUUCAUUGACAAGGUGAAGGUACCGCAGUCUCUCAUAGCUAAUACUGUGGUUGAGAAAGUUCGAGACACUCCCAAGUAUCCUCCAACUAAAUUCAUUAUUGAUAUGAAAAGAGACUAUCACCUAGAAUUGAGUUAUAUGCAGUGUUGGAGGGCAAAGGAGGUUGCAAAUGAUAAAGUGUUUGGAUCUUUCAAGGAAUCUUAUCUGUACAUCCCUUGGUAUUGUAAUAAGGUUAUUGAGACAAACCCUGGGAGCCAUGCUAAAUAUGAGGUUGAUGAUGAUGGUAAAUUUACAAGACUAUUUGUAGCCUAUUACACUGCUAUGCAGGGCUUCAGGACAGGAUGUAGCCUGUACUGUUCAUUGAUGGCACCUUCAUAA
This is a messenger RNA of Macadamia integrifolia, 1065 nucleotides long. RefSeq lists its product as uncharacterized. Lineage: Eukaryota; Viridiplantae; Streptophyta; Magnoliopsida; Proteales; Proteaceae. The transcript is spliced from 2 exons. The record is from RefSeq and is a predicted model, not a curated record. The coding region runs from base 1 to 1065 and encodes 354 amino acids.